AAUUCGAUAAAAACGUCUCGCACAUGGAUAUUACGUAGAUAGAACUAGAUAGUAUUUUACUUAACGUCGAACGGUUAGCAUCGUAGGAUAAGUAACUUAAGUAACAUAGUUCCAAAGAUGGCGCCAAAGGUACCCAAUGUUGUCUUAAAUAAUGGCAAACUCUUGCCUGCAUUAGGAUUGGGCACAUGGAAGUCGAAACCCGGCGAGGUAGCCCAAGCCGUAAAAGACGCCAUCGAUGCAGGAUACCGCCACAUUGACUGUGCGUUAUACUACCUCAAUGAGGAGGAGGUUGGAGCUGGAAUCAAAGCCAAAAUUGAUGAGGGAGUUGUGAAGAGAGAAGAGCUUUUCGUUACCAGCAAACUGUGGUGCAACUUAAUGAGACCAGACUUGGUAGAACCUACCAUUAGGAGGAGUUUGGGGUACUUGAAACUAGACUAUUUGGACCUGUAUCUGAUCCAUUGGCCCACUGCCUUCAAGCAAGGAGAAGAAUACACUCCCCGUGGACCGGAUGGAAAAACUUUAUACGGUGACAUUGACUAUGUAGACACAUGGAAAGCUUUCGAAGAACUUCAGAAGAAGGGCCUAACUAAAUCCAUUGGCGUCUCCAACUUUAACAAAAGACAACUGGAAAGACUACUUAAGAGCGCCACGAUCAAACCAGUAACUAAUCAAGUUGAAUGCCACCCCUACUUAAACCAAAAGAAACUUACUGCAUUUUGUAAGUCGCUGGACAUCGUCAUCACUGCUUACAGUCCUUUGGGAUCACCAGACAGGCCGUGGGCUAAACCUGGCGACCCGAUCCUAGUGAAGGAACCAAAAAUCUUAGCUUUGGCUGAAAAGUACAAGAAAACCCCAGCUCAAAUAAUUUUGAGAUAUUUGCACCAACUUGGUGUGGUUCCAAUUCCAAAGUCAGUCACCAAAUCUAGGAUAGCAGAAAAUCUUGACAUUUGGGAUUUCCAGCUGAAUCCGGCUGAUGUUGCUGUUUUAGAUACAUUUGAUUGCAAUGGAAGAGUUUGCCAACAUUCAGAGGGCGCUGGGCAUCCUAACCAUCCAUUUGAAAACGAUGAGUGGUAAGAAGCAUCUUUACAAAACCUACCCCUCGAGAUCACAAUGGAGCGUUAUCUUUGUGUUACAACUGCCUUCUAAUAUAGAUUACAUUUUUUUUCAAUUGUUCUAUCUAUUGCAUUUAACUGUAUGUGUAAUUCUACCAAACAACUAAAGACUACUGCAUAGA
Messenger RNA from Dendroctonus ponderosae (mountain pine beetle), 1234 nucleotides. Its product is annotated as aldo-keto reductase family 1 member B1-like. The record is from RefSeq and is a predicted model, not a curated record. Gene Ontology annotation, molecular function: aldose reductase (NADPH) activity. Gene Ontology annotation, cellular component: cytosol. NCBI's taxonomy places the organism in Eukaryota, Metazoa, Arthropoda, Insecta, Coleoptera, Curculionidae.